Acromyrmex echinatior (Panamanian leafcutter ant) is the source of this 3833-nucleotide messenger RNA. Its product is annotated as CYFIP-related Rac1 interactor B. Gene Ontology annotation, biological process: regulation of actin filament polymerization. The record is from RefSeq and is a predicted model, not a curated record. NCBI's taxonomy places the organism in Eukaryota, Metazoa, Arthropoda, Insecta, Hymenoptera, Formicidae. Gene Ontology annotation, molecular function: small GTPase binding.
UUCGUGAGAGUCGUGCCGUGCCGUGCCGUGUCGUGUCGUGUGUCGUGCUGUAAAUUAUAAAUAAAAAAAAAAAAUACAGUCGGCCGCCGCGGUAUUUUCGAAAAAUCGAUCGCGGUACUUGGACCAAAUUCGCGGUUCUACUGCUAGUUCAAAAGUUCAGCGAAGAGCUUACGACGCACCUUUCAGUUUCUCAUUUUUUUAAAUAUUAGGUAAAUUACAGACGUCUUGAUCUUGAAAUUGAGAAGAUAUCAUUCAAAGUUUUUCUCUCUGACAAAUUUAUCGCGAAAGCGUGACAAAUCAUCACGGACGUAUUUUAAAGCAUUUCUUCGCGAGAGAGAAGCGCGCAGCCGAGCGGUGGAUCAGUUUGAUCGAUGGGACUGACGAUUUUAAACACGCUCGCAUACGUUUGAGUAAACAUUUAGAGACAAGGUUGAUCGUUGGCAGACACAAGGGUACCAUUAUUGCGAUAGUCCACGGGCACGCUGUGUGUGGUCUGUGCGCGUGAUAAAACUUUAUCUGCUGCGACACGAAACUUUUUCGCGGCUACGAAGCGAAGAUCGUCCUUUUCGGGAAGUCUUGGUGGUUUCCUGUCCGGCCAAGGAUACCGGAAGUGCACAUUAAGCAACAAAGAAGAAUAAUGCAUUUGACUGCUCGUGUACGGGUCUAAUCGUGUCUCAUUUAAUAACUCAAUUGUAACAAUGCUACGGUUCGUCUCGCUUCGUCUGAAGAUGCCUUUCACGUUGUAAAGUGACUCUCAUCGAAAGAAGCUAUACACUUACGAUGGGCAAGCUUUUGAGUCUUUUGGCUCGAGAUGAGUCUACUUGUUGCACCCCUCAGAAGUAUGAUGUCUUCUUGGAUUUCGAAAAUGCACAACCGUCGGACAUCGAACGUGAAACAUUCGAGGCGGUGCAAAGAGUGUUGAAAAAUUCAGAGUCCAUUUUAGAGGAGAUACAGUGUUACAAAGGAGCUGGGAAAGAAAUCAGAGAGGCGAUCUCGGCACCCACGGAAGAAUGUCAACGAAAAGCGUACCUAACUGUGGCACCUCUUGUAGCGAAACUCAAACGAUUCUACGAGUUUUCCUUGGAACUCGAAAGGAUCGUACCGAAAAUUCUGGGACAAUUAUGCUCGGGAAAUCUUUCACCGACGCAACAUCUGGAGACGCAACAGGCACUAGUGAAACAAUUGGCGGAGAUAUUGGAAUUUGUACUGAAGUUCGACGAGUAUAAAAUGAAAACGCCGGCGAUUCAGAAUGACUUCAGCUACUAUCGUAGAACAUUGACGAGGGCAUCGUUGACGUGUCAGGACAACGCCGAAAAGGACCUAGUUGUUGGGAACGAACUCGCUAACCGAAUGUCCUUGUUUUACGCCCACGCAACACCCAUGCUUCGAGUUCUGAGUCACGCGACCAUUACUUUCUUGAUAGACAACGAAGACAUAGCCAGGGAAAACAUUACAGAAACGCUUGGUACAAUGGCAAAAGUAUGUCUUCGAAUGUUGGAAAACCCGAAUUUGUUGGCGCAAUUCCAACGAGAGGAAACUCAGCUCUUCGUCUUGAGAGUUAUGGUAGGUUUGGUGAUUCUCUAUGAUCAUGUACAUCCCCAAGGUGCCUUUGUAAAGGGUUCAAACGUGGAUGUCAAAGGCUGUGUGAAACUAUUAAAGGACCAGCCGCCUUGUAAAAGUGAGGGCCUUCUGAACGCCCUUCGCUACACCACAAAACACUUGAACGAGGAGAACACGCCAAAGAAUAUAAAGAAUUUGCUCGCCGCAUGAUUACCGAAGCAACGCGGUUGUUGCAUCAGAAGCUGAGACUGCUGACCGCACUUCCUUGCAGAUACUUUUUCGCGGUAUCGUUUCGAACGACCAUCUUUGUUAGUUCCGCGUUUAAAGUGCAAUCCGCGUCAGGCUUCCUUCUUGCAUUCGUAUAGCGAAUGGUGGACCACACGCGUGUCCUCGAUAAAGCUCUAUGUCGAAAGCUGCCCGAAAACUGCCGAGACAGUUGAAGUCUUCGAACAACAAUCAUUAAGUGACACGAUAACGUAACGAUCGAUUUUGGCGAAACGAUCAUUGCGCGUUUUUUUUUAUUUUCUUACUGUUCUUCUGGGGAAUACAUAUGUGCGAUUAUUACUAUUCUAAAAGAAAUUAUUGUUGCUGAUAUUACUAUUAAACGUUGCGAACUAUUGCCGAGGCACUGUCGAAUCUUCCACGCUUCAUUCAUCAUUUUGAUUAAACAUUCAUUAUUAUUAUUCCAUUAAUAUUUCCCAAUAGAGAAUCCCGCAGGACCUCGGUUUGCGAAAUUUUCCAACGACAAAGAAAGUUAGAUAGAAUAAAGCUACAAUAGAUUUUUAUGAUAACAGAUUGUUCCCUGUAGUAAUGUUUCCCUUGGUACAGUGUUCCAACCAAAAUCGUCUAUUGACAUAAUUUCCGGCCGGACGGGAUGAAAAGUUAAUUAGAGCAUAUCAUAGUGUAUUUAAGGUAACGUGGAUUACGGAAGUGUUACGAAGAGAGCUUUAAUCACGUUAUGGAUAUUAUGGAGAUUUUUAGCUCUUGUUUUCUUUGUUGAAUGGCGGGCGAGAGGGUGGAUUGUGAAACUGUGAAUUGCAGAGUCGAAUAUUGCCGAAUCACCGAGUAUAAUCGAUAAUUUUAUCGGUGAACUAUUUGAAGAGUAUUAAAUAUUAUAUUUGUACGCGAUCUGGAUUAAUUAAAAUCUGAAGUCACACAUUUUGUAAUUUUUUCGUAUACACGCGAUUGAAGGUAAUAAGAAAACCAAAGAUGCUUUUAGUGCAUAGUAAAGCUACGAGAACAUCAGAGAUGUGAUUUAUUAUUAUUGUAUUAUUAUUGUAUCAUUAUUAUUAUUGAUAUUCUCAUAACGAGCGAUGCUACAAAAGUUCUAUUUAUAAUAAUUAACAAACUCACAUGUAACCGCGAUAUAUUUCAGCGGUAUUACGUCAUUAUUUAUAUAUUGAUACAAAAAUAUUUCCGACUAUGUGCAAAUAGUCAUCGCAUAACAUUGUAAUAUUUUGUCCUUCCAACAUCGAUAUAUUUUUUUGAUUUUUUUUUAUCAAUCAUUUUAUAAGUUGUAGAUUUUAUUGCGUCAAGAAUUAUGUUACCAUUUCUUAAUGUUCUUAAUUAAUUAUAAUCUUCAAGUAAUUUCUUGUAAAAUUUGGAAAUAUUAUGUUUCAUUUACUGAAACAAAUUUCAAUUUGUUUUCUAAAUGACUAUUGAAAAUUUUGCGAAUAAAUACCGGACUAAUGAAACAAUCAAAUAUUUCAAAUUUUUACUGUCGUAUUAAAAAAAUUUGUGAUAAACACACAUUUAAGACCGUUUUUGUAUGUAUAUGUGACGUAAAUAUCGGAAAUGAAUUUGAGGAAUUUUCGAACUGACUUUAGCACAAAACAUCUUCUUGCGCGUUUUAGAGAUUAAUACCUUGAAGACUGCUUGCCGACCAUAAUGUGGAAUCUUGUGUGAAAGUACACGUAACCGGAGAUCACACGUUUACGUAAGAAUUUAUCGUGAAAUGUUUAUUAGUAGCGCGAACCUCAGAUACUCAAAGUACUGUAUAUACAGAUUGUUAUAACAUAUUAUCGACAUCCGCAGAUAUUACUGUUAUAUUGGCACUUCAGCAACAAGUGCCCUGACUUAUUGCCUUGGUAAUUUUUAAGGAAAAAAACAAAAACAAGAAACAGUAUUUAGUUAUUUUUACCGUUCGUUGUAUGCUUCAUUUUGUAACGUUAUUCAAUGUCAAUUAACACGAGGAAUAUUAUUAUCGCACGCAUUACACGCACGCACGUGCGCAAAUUGUACUUGAAUUAAAUUAAAAUCCCCUGAAACACUCA